CAACCGUUGAUUCCACUGGUUAAUCGCUAUUGUGGCUCAGUUCACAUCGGUAGGGCGUUCCAGCCUUCUCACUAGUUGAACCAGACAGAAGCAGGCAGCUGACGUCUUAUCCAUUUAAACUGUAUCUGACCGAAAAUGGCCACGUUAAAACAACAAGAUACUCUGAUGGAAUGCUUGAAUUGCAGCCAUCUUAAGACCGCAGAAAUUUGGAUUGCACUUGAGCCGUUAGUGUCUACAGAAAAUGAUAUUUCAAUCUACAGACUUGAAUCUAUCGCAGGACGCUAUGAGUGCAGAAUAUCAGGGCUGCGCUGGGUAUGUGAGAGCAAAGUCACACUUCUGUACCACUUCAGCUCUUGGGAUCCUCACAGGGCAGUGCUACAAAGCAUGGGGUACAGGCAAGGAGGCCCCCUACUGGACAUCAAAAUCAUUGAAGGAAAACUGAAAGAAGUGCAUCUGCCACAUUUUGCCUGUUUUGGUACAUGGGUUGGAGAUUAUGAUCCCUCUGUAAAGCAGAAAGUGAGAGUUCUUCAUGUAGAAGACAGUGGUGUGUCCAUAGAACAAGUAGAUAAGGUCACCCGCUUCCACGUCAAGAUUCUCCAUCCAUCUUUCUCUCUGAGAGGUGUUGUCCUGCAGACAUUAGGGUGUUCCGUGCACUGUGACUUGCAGAUCUACCGAGCCAGGACAGCACACCUCACGCUACAUGCUUAUCUGAUGCCAUGUGAUCCUGCACUAACACAGGCAGUGGAGAAACAGGAGAAGUGUAAUGGAUCCACAAGGAUCCUAAAACCAAGACCAGAGAAGUCCCAGUGGUUGACUAGUGAUUUCUACCUCACAACAUCCUGUCCUUCUGAUGUUAACCCUCGUAGAUUGGAGCUCGCACAUGUUGACCCACCAAACUUCUUUGAGGUGUUUAUAAGAGACGCAGAUUUUGACUUCAGUCUGAACCUAAGCUGUAAAAGUCGUAAACAAACCAUAUGGAACCACGAAAUACGAGAAGCUGAAUACAGGGCUCCCAUCUUGGCCGCAGACCAGCACUUUGUGGACCUCCACCAGACAGCCCUGAUUGACAGAGUGAGCCAGGUUGAUCCCAUCUUGGACAGACUCCUGAAAAGUGGAGUCAUCACUGCUGAUGACUACAGUGACGUGAUAGCUGAAAGAAAUAACCAGAAGAAGAUGAGGGAGCUCUUUGAUGGGCCCUUAAAAGGAUGUGGACCCGAAGGCAAAGAUCGGUUCUUAGAGAUCCUGACAGAGCUGGAGCCAUACCUAAUCAAUCACCUGAAGCGGGAAUGAUGAGCUAGGUUGGUGAAAGGGGAGCAUUUGAAGUUUAUUUUAGGGGAAAGGGCAUGAAUGAUGUCAGUUACGCUUUGUUUGAUUUCUUUAUAAAAGGAGCAUAGUAUCGUUUUUUAUCAUUCCUUUUAUUUCCACAUGUACAGUUGAAGUCAGAAGUUUACAUAGACUUAGGUUGGAGUCAUUAAAACUCGGUUUUUCAACCACUCCAAAUUUCUUGUUAACAAACUAUAGUUUUGGAAAGUCGGUUA
This is a messenger RNA of Salmo salar (Atlantic salmon), 1538 nucleotides long. NCBI's taxonomy places the organism in Eukaryota, Metazoa, Chordata, Actinopteri, Salmoniformes, Salmonidae. The record is from RefSeq and is a predicted model, not a curated record.